This is a messenger RNA of Alligator sinensis (Chinese alligator), 6989 nucleotides long. It is a transcript of the gene SORBS1, whose product is annotated as sorbin and SH3 domain containing 1. Gene Ontology annotation, cellular component: cytoplasm; nucleus; cell-substrate junction. The coding region runs from base 114 to 4787 and encodes 1557 amino acids. Gene Ontology annotation, molecular function: protein binding. The record is from RefSeq and is a predicted model, not a curated record. Gene Ontology annotation, biological process: cell-substrate adhesion. NCBI's taxonomy places the organism in Eukaryota, Metazoa, Chordata, Crocodylia, Alligatoridae. The transcript is spliced from 31 exons.
CUCCCCAAAUUUCUCCUUACACUUCAGUGAGCCAAGCAGCAGAGCAACGCAGAGCAAGCCUUUGUUAACCCUUUCACGUCUCACCUCUGGUUAAACCGGGGAGGUGCCAGAAAAUGGCACCUUUAACUGAAAAGCCUGAUCCAAGGGAAAACCAGAAUCUGGAAGUGGAAAAAGCCAAUCCCUCAUCUACAAUGAGCUCUGAACACGAAGAAGUCGGUGUUGUGAAAACAGUCAUUAAUGGGCUCAUCACAAGCAGCAAUGGACAAGAGAAAGCUGUUGACGUUCCUUUAUCUGCACGCUCUAUUUCUGCUGUUAAAAUAAUACCUGUGAAGAAACUGAAAAGUUCUCCUGACCUAGUGCUGCCUACAGACACGGACCCUGCUAAAAUCUGUAGCGGAAAAGGAGCUGUGACUUUACGGGCAUCUCCAGCCUAUGAGGAAAGUCAGACUAUCUGUUCCCCAUGUUCUCAAGAUGUCCAGCAAUCUGAAAAUGAAUGGAGGUUAUCAUCUAAUGUGGAUUCCAAUGGCGAUUCCCUACCAUCUUCUCUGGCUGCCAAGGGUUUUAGAAGUGUGCGUCCGAACCUCUCCUCAGAGGGCAAAUCACAGCCCCUUUCUCCUCCCCGUCCUCCUCUUCCAAAAGAGGAAAGCUUUGCAUGGCGUCCUUGCACUGACACUAAAGUAACCAACCUGUUGCCAGUGCCCGUCAUGGAUUGUGUGUACCUGAAUGCACCCAAGCCUUACACACAGUGUGCAUCACCGAGUACCAGUAGGAAGUAUUACACCUCGUCACCUACACCUUUUGGGACAAUCCCCAGUGGGAAGCAAGGCUUUCCAGCUGGGCAUCCCCCCCAGUCAAUUGGUUUGACCCCCAAGGAUGCAAUGCAUGCUGGUCAGUCACUUUUGGGAAGUAGCUGCUUGUUAUCAGGCACAUCAUCCAAACAACAAAGCACUGCCAGGGCAGAUCCCAGUAGUACAGCUGGAAUGAAUUCCAGUCAUGAGACGAAAGCAAAUAAAAAGGUCAGCAGUCUAUAUGUAGCUUGUUUAUCUAACAGCACUUGCUCGGUCGCAUCUGAAAAUCCCACCAGCAUUGCACAUGACCAAACAGACAGCACCGGUUUGGGAGCUGAGGUCACUCGAGCACUAGUCACCAACAUUGUUUCCUCUGUAACAGAUACUGGAAAAUCUCUUCCUCCUCCUCCUCCUCCUCCUCCUCCUAUCCCUCCCAGGCCGUACUUUAACAUUGUCCUCAGUAAAGACGCAGUUAGCUAUGGUGCAAGCCAUCCCUUCAGAACUCAAUUACCACCUCCUCAAACUGUGAGGGAAGGAGUGAUAGAGUCCCAGAAUACGGCUGGCAGUGAAAACAGGAUGAGAAAAGAGCUGUACCUUACACCACAACAACAGCAGCAGCAGCAACAAUACAAGGCGAAGGGACGCAAAAUGGAUGCAUUUGGCAUUACCACAGCUCAGCCUGGGGUUAUAGUAGUCCCACUCCUCCAGGUUAAUACAGACAGAGAGCAAGAAGGCAGCUCCAGCACUCCACCACCACCUCUGGUACCUUUUGGGCAAGGCACCAUCUUCCCUGAGACCGUUCCUCCUGGCUCACCUCUGACUUUUCCGACACUAGAUGAUUUCAUUCCCCCUCACCUGCAGAGGGGCCCCCACCAUCACCAACCACCCACUUCAUCUGGCAUCUUGCCCCCAGUUUGCCCGAAACUGCCAUCAUUCUCACCACCACCUCCAUUGGUCCCUCCAGUCACAGAGGCUUUGCACAGAGGCUUGGAGCCUGAAAUCACUGGAGUCACUUCACAUACAGACCCAGGUCCUGUGCUAAAUGAAGUUUCCCAACCUAGUUUUGGCAGUGAACACCAAAGCUCUUUAACAUCAAUCAGCAAGCCUUCCUCUGUGUAUCCUUCCACUACCAUUGUCAAUCCUACCAUCGUCCUCUUGCAGCACAACAGAGAACAGCAAAAAAGGCUUAGUAGCCUGGCAGAUCCUGUACCAGUCAGAUCAGUUGCUGAUAAAGUAGACUCUGUGCCAAUACAGGAAAAGCCAGUGCAGGACAUCACUCAAAGUGAGAAACCAGCAAUGGAGGAGAAAAGACGAGUUGUUAGCGGCCCUCGGUAUGUGGCCGAUGCCUCUGUGGAUGAUAUAGGCAUUCCUCUAAGGAACACAGACAGAUCAAAGGAUUGGUACAAGACAAUGUUCAAACAGAUUCACAAGCUAACAAAAGACACUCCUGAAGAAAACCCUUAUUGCCCUACCUACAAAUUUCCUGAACUUCCUGAAUUCCAGCAAAAACCCGAAGAAGACAAUCCUUAUUCUCCUACAUACCAGUUUCCUGCGUCUACUCCUAGCCCUAAAUCUGAAGAUGAAGAUUCUGAUUCAUCCUAUCCUCAUUUUUCGUAUUCUGAAGAUACAAGAACCCAACCCUCAGUGCCUCGGUCUAAAAGUGCUAUGGACAGCAUUGACACUGAGAAGGUCAUUAGGAGAUCUGCUACUCUGCCAUUGCCAACUCGCACAUCGUCGUUGAAAUCCAGCCUUGAAAGGAAUGAUUGGGAGCCCCCUGACAAGAAGGUGGAUACUAGAAAGUACCGGGCAGAGCCCAAGAGCAUUUACGACUAUCAACCAGGAAAGUCCUCAGUCUUGAACAACGAAAAGAUGACUCGGGAUAUAAGCCCAGAAGAGAUAGAUUUAAAGAAUGAACCUUGGUAUAAAUUCUUUUCGGAAUUGGAGUUUGGGAAACCGCCUCCAAAAAAGAUAUGGGAUUAUACUCCUGGAGAUUGCUCUAUCCUUACUAGAGAGGAUAGAAAGACUGAUCUAGAAAAAGACCUCUACCUCUACCAGACUGAGUUAGAGGCAGAUUUAGAAAAAAUGGAGAAGCUUUAUAAAACGCCAGAUAAAAAGCCACAGAAGAGUACAGCAAGCACCACUCCUCUGGAAACUUCCACAGACCAUUCAUCCUACUCAGCCUAUUCUCCCAACUACUAUGCAGUAAGGCGAGAUCUCGAAUCAGCACCGGGGGACCCUGCUGGCUUGGACAAUGAAAGGCAGAUUUAUAAGAGCGUGCUGGAAGGUGGAGAUAUCCCGCUACAGGGGUUAAGCGGUCUCAAGCGCCCAUCUAGCUCUGCUUCCACUAAAGUAGAUUCAGAAUCACCAAGACAUUUUGUACCAGUUGAUUACAUGGAAGCUCCAGAAGAAAUUCUCCGCCGACGUCACGAUGACAAAGAGAAACUUUUAGAGGACCAGAGACGACUUAAACGUGAGCAAGAAGAAGCUGAUAUUGCAGCUAGAAGGCACACGGGGGUUAUUCCAACGCACCAUCAGUUUAUCACUAAUGAGAGAUUUGGGGACCUCCUAAAUGUAGACGAUACAGCAAAGAGGAAAUCUGGGUCAGAGAUGAGACCUGCUAGAGCCAAGUUUGACUUUAAAGCACAGACAUUAAAGGAACUUCCACUGCAGAAAGGAGAUAUAGUUUACAUAUACAAGCAGAUUGACCAGAACUGGUAUGAAGGAGAACACCAUGGCAGAGUUGGCAUCUUCCCACGGUCAUACAUAGAGUUACUCCCACCAGCUGAAAAAGCCCAGCCGAAAAAGAUGUCACCAUUACAAGUAUUAGAAUAUGGAGAUGCUGUUGCUAAAUUUAACUUCAAUGGAGAUACUCAAGUAGAAAUGUCAUUCAGAAAGGGAGAAAGGAUCACAUUGAUUCGACGAGUUGAUGAGAACUGGUAUGAAGGAAAAAUUUCUGGCACUGGUCGCCAAGGCAUCUUUCCUGUCACAUAUGUGGAAGUGCUCAAACGUCCAGUGGUGAAGAAUGCCAUUGAUUAUGCUGACCCACUGAUGUCCCACUCCCCUAAUCGCAGUAUGUCAGCAUCCCCUCAGUUUCACAGCUCUGAGCUGCUGCACACACCAACUCCUCCGCCUUUGCCUUUCCCACGCCACGCCUUGUCUCCAGAGGUGCAGGCAGUCACAUCCGAGUGGAUUUCCCUGACCGUAGGAGUGUCUCCUAGCAGCACUCCUGCCAUAACCCCUCCAUUGCCUCCUCUGCCUGAAGCCUGCCUCAGUCACAUUGACUGUCGCACUCCUUCUGCAUUGUCCAGCCCUUCCCCCUCAGUCAGUCUUCACCAUUCUAAUCUCUCCGGCUCCUCAACUCCCAGGUCCAUCAUAUCUCCAUUGCCAUCUUACCCGUCCAGACCGCAGUCUUCUGCUCGCAGCUUCAAUCAUGCCACUCCGCAAAGUGAAGAAAAAUUUGUUGGCUCCCCUUCUCCAAACAUGAAUAACUGUAACUCCCCUAGUGCCACUGUUGAGAGCCCCAAUAGUUUCCUGUCAGAGCUCAGUGGUGUCAUUGGCAACCAAGCCAAGCUGCAAAAGAAUAGAGAAGGCUUCAGCAGCAGUGAAAGGGAGGAACAGAAGGAGCCAGACAGACGCUCCAGUGCCCCUCACAAAAUCUCUCUUCAGGGGUGUCUGAAACCCUCAAAGUUAGAUAUGUUCAUGAGCCCUGAGAAGAGGCCCCCUGGUUCCUUUGAGGAGAGCCAGUCAUGUCAGGAUCUAAUGGCUAUUGUGCAGGGAAAUAACACUGAGAAAAGAAGUGUGAGGAAAGGUGGUGAAAUGAGAGAGAUGAAAAGCGGGGUAAAAAAGACUGCUGACACAAACGCAUUCUCUUCGUCUGCUUCUCUCUCUUCCUCUGCCCUCUCUUCCUCUGCUGUCCCAACACAACCACCUCCCAGACUUGCACGCAGGGUCAAUAAACCACAGCCAAGCUACAGGAGUUCUCCGCACCAUGUGAACUAACCCUGCUAGGAGGUCACAGCAUUGGCUGUGUGAAAUGUGAUUAAAGCAACAAGAUCCAGUCUACCAUGCUGCAACAUGGAGCCCAUCUGACAUACAGCGCUACGGGAGAAACAAAGUGAACGCUCAUUGUAGAUAAGGGGGAAGAGUAGGUAGGAAUCGGAAGCUGUUUUACAAAAAACAUCAGGAGCUGCUAAUGGAUUUGGAUGAGCAGCAAAGGCCCUGGGGUAGGACUCGAGAGUGGCUUCCAGUCCUGGCUCUGCUACUGACUUUCCAUGUGAUCUGGGACCUUUCAUCCUCUUCAACAAGUCAGAUUUCAGUAUUUACCUCUAAUCUGCCUCAUGAGAUGAGCCAGUUUCUCCUUAAGGUAAAUUCAAAUCAGUCCAAUAAGUCCUACUCUGGGAGUGGGGAGGCACCUUUGUGUGUGAAUGGAAUCUAGUGCAAGGGAGUUGUUCACUUCAGCAGAACGAAGACAGAGCCGUAGAACAAGCUGCACACUGAUUGAGCGCUGAGCCCCGACAGGCCUCAGAACAAUGCCCUUAGGUUUUAUUUGUAACCUACUAACACAUCUGCUCUAGGAUUUGUUUCCCCUAGAUUUCCCUCUCUUCCUGAUAACCACUGACAAUGGCAGCAGGGGAAAUUAGUGCAGGCAAGUCUCCUCAUGACCCCUAGACAGUGCAUGAUCUAAUCCAGUGCAUCAGUCUUUUAGAGUACCAGCUGGAUGCUUGUGACCCAGUUGCGCCCUCACUGCAGGCCACCACUUCCCUCUUGUAAGGGAGGGAGGAAGGAUGGGAGGUGGCUGCCAAUGUGAGAGGGAUGGGGAGGAGGGGGGAGAAAGCACCUGUCAUAGGGGAGCAGAGAAGGGAGAAAGAAGGGAGGGAAUAAGCAGUGUAUGUCCCUGUCUUAGAGGAGAGAGUGCAGGAAAGGCCACAGGGAAGGGAAAACUCUGGGCCAGGCUCCUUGUCACUGAUCACCUUGUGCUGUGGGCUGUGUUCAGUCACUUCAGAGACUGGUUUUGGCCCAUAUGCCAUAGGCUGAGCUCCAUUGAUGUAAUCCCUGCUCAGAGCAGGACUACACAACAUUGUAAUGACAUUGCCAGCAGCUGCCAUUCCAAGGUCACAUGUAAAGGUAGAGGGAAAAGUUCUACCAUAGAUGAAGUUGUAGGGCCUGGUCCAAACCCUGUGGAAGCUGUUCCAUUGACUUUAAAAGGCCUUUGAGUGGGCCUUGUCCUUCACUGCUUUGCACUCUUUUCAGCAUCCUUUGUGAGAUGAGUUGUGUAGUCUGCUUUCCAGGAGGGGUGGUAUUUGUCCAGUUUGUUGGGUUUUUUUUCCCUCCACUUCAUUGCUGACUUAGAGGAUUCACCUCUACAUUCAUGACUGUCCAUUUGCAUUUAGCUGUAUCAUUGCUGAUGUGCUGUUUUGUUUGGAAUGAUACCAGAUAUCUGUCUGUCUGUUUUGCUAAAACACUGUCCUUUGCUCGUGCAGUUCAUUAACUCCCACCUGUAAGGAAAGGGGAGGAAGCUGGAAAAAAAUCUUUUGUUUAGGAAGCAAAUUUUUUGUUAAUUAAGAAUUCUGAGGUUAACUAACUUUAGGGGGAGCAGAGAUAGGUUAUUGCAAACCCCACCCAUAGUCUUUUUUUCUAACAAGAAAAAUUUAACUCAGUGCAUACCCAGACUAAUAUUGCAAACCUUCCUCUCCCCCACUCUCACCCUCUGGCAUGAUGACAGAGCUGUAAAAUUACUUGUAUCUGGGCCUCCAACUGUACACAGUGUGGGGAACAAAGGCAGGCAGCAUCCAUUAAAUUAAUUAGGCAAUGUUUGGAUUGUGCUUUGAAGAGGGGAGGAAGUUGCUAAGCAAAGUCGUGAUUCAGCAAAGCACUGAGGUCCACCCUUAACUUUAAGCAUGUACUUAAAUUUAUCCCUGUCCACAAUGGCAUGAAAUGCUGUUAAGUUAGUGGUUACUUAGGUGCUUUGUUGACCUGGGGAUUGAGCACUUAGCAUCAGGGCUGUGCGAAGCUUCAGUCGCUGAUUUGAUUCGUUGGAGAUUCGGCCCAAUUUUGGUGGUCAAAUCCAAAUCGGGAGACGCUUUAAUCUCUCCAAAUCGAAUCGGAACCCUCAAAUCGAUUUGGAGAGAUUUGCUGAUUCGGACGGACACAGCUUUAAAUGUUUUUUCUACAUACCUCAAGGUACCAAGUGGCUUGUGAAUG